GUUGGGAGCCGCGCCGGCCCGUGCUCUGCUUUCACCGGGCCGCUCCCCGGCGGCCUGUGGGCUCCCUGUGUGCCGCUCCCCGCAGGGCCUUUCCCAGCCUCGGCUUGGCGGGGCCUCCCAGGCACGGCGCGCAGGUUCUUGCCCGUUCCAAGCGCUGUCAGCCCCUGUGUUCAGAGUGUCCGGUCAUGGAAUUGCUUCCACGUUGAUAGCAGGCGGGUGAAGUGAUCAGAGACCACCUUGUGUUCGGGCAGACGGGGAGCGAGGUGGCUCCUGCUCUGGAAAAGGGGGGAGCACGUCCAGAAACGCUGCAAAGAGCUUUGAUUAGUAUUUUAGCCUCAUAACGCCCAUUUCUCUGGAGCUGAUGUUUUCCUAACACUUUCAGCUUGGCUUAAAAAGCUACUUUGCUGGAAUGUUUUAAAGGGUUAAAAACCCUCUAGGAUUUGAAGUUAAUUUAAAUUAAUUGAAGAAAAUACUUCUGGCCUCACCAAAGAAAUAACUGGAAUCAUGGAUCAGAACAACAGCUUGCCACCCUACGCGCAAGGCUUAGCUUCCCCUCAGGGCGCAAUGACUCCAGGAAUUCCAAUUUUUAGCCCAAUGAUGCCGUAUGGCACAGGACUGACACCACAGCCUGUCCAGAGCACCAACAGUCUGUCCAUCCUCGAGGAACAGCAGCGGCAGCAGCAGCAGCAACAAGCAGCGCAGCAGUCGACAUCACAGCAAGCGACACAGGGAACAUCUGGUCAAACUCCCCAGCUCUUCCACUCACAGACUCUUACCACAGCCCCUUUACCGGGAACCACGCCUCUGUAUCCCUCUCCAAUGACUCCGAUGACUCCAAUAACUCCUGCCACACCGGCAUCCGAGAGCUCUGGGAUAGUGCCACAGCUACAGAAUAUUGUGUCCACGGUAAAUCUUGGUUGCAAACUUGACCUAAAAACUAUUGCGCUUCGUGCCCGAAAUGCUGAAUACAAUCCCAAGCGUUUUGCUGCUGUUAUUAUGAGAAUAAGAGAACCACGUACUACUGCACUUAUAUUCAGCUCUGGCAAAAUGGUGUGCACAGGAGCGAAAAGUGAGGAGCAAUCCAGACUGGCAGCAAGGAAGUAUGCAAGAGUUGUUCAGAAACUGGGUUUUCCUGCAAAAUUUUUGGAUUUUAAAAUUCAGAACAUGGUGGGCAGCUGUGAUGUGAAAUUUCCCAUCAGAUUAGAAGGACUGGUACUCACACACCAGCAGUUCAGCAGCUACGAGCCAGAAUUGUUUCCUGGCUUAAUCUACAGAAUGAUCAAGCCAAGAAUUGUUCUGCUUAUUUUUGUUUCGGGAAAAGUGGUUUUAACUGGUGCUAAAGUACGAGCAGAAAUCUAUGAAGCAUUUGAAAACAUCUAUCCUAUUUUAAAGGGAUUCAGAAAGACAACGUAACGGUUUCUACACCUUUCAGAGAAAUCGGGGGUAUAUUUGAAAUGGUAUUGCAUAUGGCACAGCAGUAACAAGAGAUGGACUUCCAGUGAAACUGCAACACCAGGACUUGGACUAUUUCCCAGUUAGUGCCUACUUCCCUGAUACUCAAGGGGAACUGUAUUACUGAUUAUGUCUACUGAGUUACUGUGAGUUGCUUUACUGGGCUGUUCCUGGAGCAGUCCCUCCAAGUUUUAUUUAUAUUCUAGCUUUUAAAUAGUUUUAAUGCCAGUUCUAUUAAUAGAAAAUCUGUAAGUUGGUUUAAAAGACAAAUGCAACUGUGUCACUCAAGUGUAUAAACCACUUAAAUUGCCAUGUAUAUAAGUUUUAACUUCCUUCCAUAAGACCAUGGUUUUUAUAAUUUUCAGAACUUAAGGUUUUAAAUUUUUUCAAUUUGAAAUUUCUUUGGUGCCAGACACAUUCCCUCUUUCCAGUACUAAGCAAGACAGAAUAAAUUUAUUAAUGAAAAUGGCUCACUGUACAUAUAUAUAUAAUAUAUACCUUCUUUCUCUUUCGUCCUUCAGCUCCACAUGUACAAUAAACCCUGUUUAUACAAUUAUGGGAAUUGUCUUAAUGAAUUUUAAAUUUACCCUGCUGGUAGAGUGAAAUACGUUGAAAACUGUUUUUUAAUUUAGUCUGGAUUUUUCAGUAGCACAUGCACUACUGUCAGUGACUUGUCUUUUUGAGAGAAUCUCAACAAUGCUGUGGCUUGCUUACCAGCAGCCAUAUCCUUGGCAAUGUCUAGCUUGAGUAUUUCUAGUGUGUUAAAGCAACAGAGAUGACUGGUUAAAGUAGCAUGUGUUGCCUCAUGUUCAGCAGAUGGGAUUUAUGCAAGUCUUAAAUAGCUACACUUAACUGAAUUGGAACAAAAGAUCCCCGCUUAGCUUCUAGAAUUUCUUUCAGUUACUACUUUUGUAUUUUACCAACUAUGACAGUCUCACUAUAUUAGUGUUCCUGUAAAAUGUCAAAGCCCUUCCAACUUGAGUCAGUAUGUACAUAAUCUUCCCUCUGAACUGUGCUUGAAGCUUAACGGGCUGAGAACUAAAAAUAAACUUUUUUUCUCCAGUAAAUUUCCAGUAAUAGUAA
Messenger RNA from Grus americana (Whooping crane), 2535 nucleotides. It is a transcript of the gene TBP, whose product is annotated as TATA-box binding protein. Gene Ontology annotation, molecular function: DNA binding; RNA polymerase II general transcription initiation factor activity. Bases 505 to 1413 code for a protein of 302 amino acids. Lineage: Eukaryota; Metazoa; Chordata; Aves; Gruiformes; Gruidae. The record is from RefSeq and is a predicted model, not a curated record. Gene Ontology annotation, biological process: DNA-templated transcription initiation. The transcript is spliced from 8 exons.